Messenger RNA from Arachis ipaensis, 552 nucleotides. Lineage: Eukaryota; Viridiplantae; Streptophyta; Magnoliopsida; Fabales; Fabaceae. The record is from RefSeq and is a predicted model, not a curated record.
AUGUCAAUGGCAGUGCUGAUAAUGGUGAUUCUCAUCAAUCUCAGAGAAAAUACAGUAGAUUUGAAGUUAUUGAUGUCCAUGUAUGAAGACAUGCAUGCUUCUAAAACUCGUCGUGAACUUAAAGAAAAUCAACCAACUGUUGCUAAGUUUGAUGUCAAUAUUCAAAACAGGUUGAACCCGCCUCUUCCUCAGAAUUAUCUNNNNCAGAUAGAUUUCAUAGCAAAGCAAGAGAGGUGGGAUUUGAUUAGGACACCUUAUUUGGAGAGAGGAGAGUGUAUGGCAGACGUGCCUUUCUUUGAGAACCCUAACGUUAUACUUGGAAGCUGGAUGGGAUUGUCAGUGUAUGAAGCUGAUUUUGGGUGGGGAAAGCCCUUUCAUUUUGGUCCGGGUGGUGUGUGUCCUUAUGACAGGGGGGUUAUUUCUCCAAGGCAUGGCGAUGACGAUGUUGAUGUGUUCAUGCAUUUUCAGGUGGCACAUAUUCAAGAUUUCAUCAUCAUGUUCUGGGAAGAUAUAGGAAAUGCUAGUUGCAGGACAAUAGAAGCCAAUAUUUAA